Molecule: messenger RNA, 1967 nt
Organism: Jaculus jaculus (lesser Egyptian jerboa)
Lineage: Eukaryota; Metazoa; Chordata; Mammalia; Rodentia; Dipodidae
Gene: Kcnn4
Product: potassium calcium-activated channel subfamily N member 4
Exons: 9
Coding region: 112-1386 (424 amino acids)
Biological process (GO): potassium ion transmembrane transport
Cellular component (GO): plasma membrane; neuron projection; neuronal cell body
Molecular function (GO): small conductance calcium-activated potassium channel activity; intermediate conductance calcium-activated potassium channel activity; calmodulin binding
Source: RefSeq, a predicted model, not a curated record
GGCACAGCUGAGCAGGCCGCCGGCCUGGAAGCCAAGCUGGCUGCCAUUUGCGUACUGCGAGGUGGGGGACCCUGGGCAGGAAACUGGCUGAGCCCCAAGACCUCAGGGGCCAUGGGCGGGGAGCUGAUGUCUGGCCUGGGGGCCCUGCGGCGGAGAAAGCGCCUGCUGGAGCAGGAGAAGAGGCUGGCCGGCUGGGCGCUCACGCUGGCGGGAACUGGCAUCGGACUCAUGGUGCUGCACGCGGAGAUGCUGUGGUUCCGGGACUGCAGGUGGGCGUUGUACCUGCUCCUGGUCAAGUUCAUGAUCACCCUGUCCACUGCGCUGCUCCUGUGUCUCAUUGUGGCCUUCCACGCCAAGGAGGUCCAGCUGUUCAUGACGGACAACGGGCUCCGCGACUGGCGCGUGGCGCUGACCCGGCGGCAGGCGGCGCAGAUCGUGCUGGAGCUGGCGGUGUGCGGGCUGCACCCGGUGCCCACGGUGAGCCCGCGCUGCGCGCCCGGGGAGCAGGCGGAGCCGGGCUCCAGGCCGGGCUUCCUGGGCCAGGGCGAGGCGCUGCUGUCGCUGGCCAUGCUGCUGCGCCUCUACCUGGUGCCCCGCGCCGUGCUGCUGCGCAGCGGGGUCCUGCUCAACGCCUCCUACCGCAGCAUCGGCGCCCUCAACCAGGUCCGCUUCCGACACUGGUUCGUGGCCAAGCUCUACAUGAACACGCAUCCCGGACGCCUGCUGCUGGGCCUCACGCUCGGCCUCUGGCUCACCACGGCCUGGGUGCUGUCCGUGGCGGAGAGGCAGGCCGUCAAUGCCACCGGGCACCUCACAGACACGCUGUGGCUGAUCCCCAUCACCUUCCUGACCAUCGGCUAUGGCGAUGUGGUGCCUGGCACCAUAUGGGGCAAGAUCGUCUGUCUGUGUACAGGAGUCAUGGGAGUCUGCUGCACGGCCCUGUUAGUGGCCGUGGUGGCUCGGAAGCUGGAGUUUAACAAGGCGGAGAAACACGUGCACAACUUCAUGAUGGACAUCCAUUACACCAAAGAGAUGAAGGAGUCGGCGGCGCGUCUGCUGCAGGAAGCCUGGAUGUACUACAAGCACACGCGGAGGAAGGACGCCCGCGCCGCCCGCAGGCACCAGCGCAAGCUGCUGGCCGCCAUCCACACGUUCCGCCAGGUGCGCCUGAAACACCGAAAGCUCCGGGAACAAGUGAACUCCAUGGUGGACAUCUCCAAGAUGCACAUGAUCCUGUGUGAUUUACAGCUGGGUCUCAGCAGCUCGCACCGCGCCCUGGAGAAGCGCAUUGAUGUGCUGGCAGGGAAGAUGGACGCCCUCACGGAGCUGCUCAGCACCGCCCUGAGGCCCGAGCAGCUCCCAGAGCCCAACCAGGAGGCCACGUAGCUGCCCGCUUGCUGGCUCCUGUUGAGUGCACCCAUGGGAGCCUCUGCUCUCCUGCUCACUCUUGGCCAUAUGCUGUCCCCCAGGAGCUGAGGAGGAAUCCAUCUAAGCACCCCAGGAAUGAGGUGAAGACGACCUCCCAAACUCUCCAGACCCAGCCCUGUGAAUAAAGCGCCUCAAGGUGCAAGGACCCAAGGGGGCCCACCUUGAGGUGGGUUGACUCGCCGACGGGGGACAGCCAUGAAGGGGGUCCCUUGGCGUGGACCUCUGGACACCAGUGCCGCCCCUGCCCUCAUCAGAGACCUCCUCACUGCUGCUAUGGACAACCUCCCGCUUUCCUUAAGAUGUGGAAGCGCCUGGGGCCUGGGGUCCUGGAACCUGGGAAGCUUCUAUCAGCCGCUGGACGGCCAGGCUGAAGGACCCAGGUCUGAGGAGGUAGGCGAUGCCCCCUGGUGGACAUCAAGGAGGACACCACUUUUCUAGAACUACAGAGACUCACUUAACUGGUGGGGAAGGAAGGGUGUGGGGGUGCAACCCACCAGUGUUGGCUCUUGACACUUUGCAAUAAAUGUUAGGCAAAGUCA